Molecule: messenger RNA, 138 nt
Organism: Gongylonema pulchrum
Lineage: Eukaryota; Metazoa; Nematoda; Chromadorea; Rhabditida; Gongylonematidae
Source: the annotation of a GenBank genome assembly
AUGCGCAGUGGUGAGAAAAGGAGCAGAGGCCGUCCCGGCCCAGACCGGAACAAGUGCGACGAACCCGAGCAGAAAGCCGAUGUUCGUAGGAAAACGAUUGGUGACAAUGUGUCGGUAUGUCUAUUGAAUUUUUGUUGA